AUGGCUACAGCAGCUCUUACGGGUUUCUCCAUGAUGAGUCUGCUCAGCCUAGGAUACCUGUCAUGGGAUAGUCCUAAUCAGGUGGAAAAAGAGCCGAGUCAGACUUCCAGUGGGGGGUCUCUCGGUCCAAAGCCUCCUCACAUAAUCUUCAUCAUGACAGAUGAUCAGGGAUUCAACGACAUAGGAUAUCACAGCUCGGACAUCAGGACCCCGGUGUUGGAUAAGCUGGCUGCUGAUGGGGUGAAGCUGGAAAAUUAUUACAUACAACCCAUCUGUACUCCAUCCCGCAGCCAACUCAUCACUGGCAGGUACCAAAUUCACACAGGCCUGCAGCACUCCAUCAUCCGGCCUCGCCAGCCCAACUGCCUUCCGUUCCAGCAGGUCACCCUUCCCCAAAGGCUACAGGAGCUAGGCUACUCCACCCACAUGGUGGGCAAGUGGCACCUGGGUUUUUACAAGAAGGAGUGCCUGCCAACACGGCGUGGCUUUGACACAUAUUUUGGCUCCCUGACCGGUAGCGUCAACUACUACACCUACAACUCCUGUGACGGCCCUGGUUUGUGUGGUUUUGAUCUCCAUGAGGGCGAGACUGUAGCCUGGGAUCAGAGGGGAAAAUAUUCCACCCAUUUGUACACACAGAAGGUCCGCAAGAUCCUGGCAACACACGAUCCCCUAUCUCAGCCACUCUUUAUCUACCUUUCCUUUCAAGCUGUUCACACCCCCUUACAGUCCCCGCGGGAGUACAUCUAUCCAUACCGAGGGCUUGCCAACGUGGCUCGUAGGAAGUACGCUGCUAUGGUCUCUGCUGUGGAUGAGGCGGUCCGGAAUAUAACCUAUGCCCUACGCAAGUAUGGCUACUACCAAAACAGUGUCAUCAUAUUUUCGACAGACAACGGUGGCCAGCCAUUGUCCGGUGGCAGUAAUUGGCCCCUCCGGGGGCGUAAAGGCACCUACUGGGAAGGUGGAAUCCGAGGUUUGGGAUUUGUCCACAGUCCUCUGUUAAGGAAGAAGAGGAGGGUGAGUAAAGCCUUGGUGCACAUUACUGACUGGUAUCCCACCUUGGUCCGACUGGCAGGUGGCAAUAAAUCCUUGGUGAAGGGGCUGGAUGGGUUUGAUGUUUGGGAAGCCAUUAGUGAGGGGAAGGAAUCUCCAAGAUUUGAGAUUCUCCACAACAUAGACCCCCUCUAUAACCGAGCUCGCAGCGGCUCCCUGCAGACAGGAUAUGGGAUUUGGAAUACAGCCGUGCAGGCCUCCAUUCGAGCUGGAGACUGGAAACUGCUGACGGGAGAUCCUGGUUACGGUGACUGGACGCCACCGCCGAUGCUUCCGACUUUCCCCGGCAGCUGGUGGAACCUGGAGCGGCACACCGAACCCAGGAAAUCUCUAUGGCUGUUCAACAUCACUGGAGAUCCCUAUGAACGUUUUGACCUCUCAGAGCAGAGACCAGAUGUGGUCAAAGAAAUGAUGGCAAGACUGGUGUACUACAAUCGCACCGCCGUCCCAGUGCGGUACCCAUCAGAGGACCUGCGGGCUGACCCAAGCCUGAAUGGUGGUGCUUGGGUACCCUGGGUGGGAGAUGAGGAAAAGGAGAGCUGGGACACAUUUUAUCUGAGGAAAAAUAUAGACUGGAAGAAGAAGCUUAAACUGUCGAAUAGUAAAUCGUUUUUCAGGAGACUCAACACUCGGAUCAUGUCAAAUAGGAUUUAA
Messenger RNA from Entelurus aequoreus (snake pipefish), 1707 nucleotides. It is a transcript of the gene arsia, whose product is annotated as arylsulfatase family, member Ia. NCBI's taxonomy places the organism in Eukaryota, Metazoa, Chordata, Actinopteri, Syngnathiformes, Syngnathidae. The record is from RefSeq and is a predicted model, not a curated record. The coding region runs from base 1 to 1707 and encodes 568 amino acids. The transcript is spliced from 2 exons.